This is a messenger RNA of Cooperia oncophora, 1050 nucleotides long. Lineage: Eukaryota; Metazoa; Nematoda; Chromadorea; Rhabditida; Trichostrongylidae. The record is from the annotation of a GenBank genome assembly.
AUGAAGAACACGGCACGAAGCGUCGCUUUGCCGCACUCUGGAAACACAGGGAUCAAAAUCAGCGUCCAAAAUCCCACACAUCCUCGUGCUAAGGGAAACGUCAAAUGGUACGAAGACCUUCUGGCACAAGAAGGUGUCAAGAAAGCUGAUAUGAGGAGAGCACUAGAACCAAUAAGAAACAUGCGGCCUGCCAGUGUUCUUGGCAAUCAGGAACGUACGAUUUACGAGGCUCUCUGCAGGAAUGAAGUGCCCGUGAGUCCAAAGGAGAUCUCGAAACUCUAUUGUUACUACAAACGAGACAGACCGUUCUUGGUGUACGCCCCAAUCAAGGUCGAAAUCAAGAGAUUCAAUCCGUUGGCGGUUCUUUUCAAGGAAGUAGUAAGUGAUGAUGAAAUCGAGGUUAUUCAGGAACUGGCCAAACCAAAGUUGGCUCGUGCUACUGUCCACGAUGCCGCUACGGGUAAUCUCAUCACUGCCACCUACAGAAUCAGCAAGAGUGCAUGGCUGAAAGGAUGGGAGGACGAGGUUGUGGAUCGAGUGAAUAAACGACUCGAUAUGAUGACCAACCUUGAAAUGGAAACCGCUGAAGAACUACAGAUUGCCAACUAUGGUAUCGGUGGCCAUUACGAUCCCCACUUUGACCACGCACGAAAGGAAGAGACGAAAUCAUUCGAUUCGCUGGGUACCGGUAACAGAAUUGCCACUGCGCUAUUCUACAUGUCACAGCCUGUCCAUGGAGGUGCUACUGUCUUCACUGAUAUCAAAUCUACUGUGAUGCCAACUAAGAAUGAUGCAUUGUUCUGGUACAAUCUGCUGAAACAAGGAGAUGGAGAUGUUAGGACACGUCAUGCCGCUUGUCCAGUCCUGGUUGGAGUGAAAUGGGUCUCAAACAAAUGGAUUCACGAACGAGGCAACGAGUUCCGUCGCCGCUGUGGCGUUAAGAUGUCAGACUAUGAACGAUUUGUCGGAGAUCUUGGCUUUGGUCCAGAGCCUAAAGACGCUCCGAAUUUGAGUCCGAUUUUGUCUAAGGACAUAUUCAACACCAUCUAA